This is a messenger RNA of Bombyx mandarina (wild silkworm), 555 nucleotides long. RefSeq names its product NADH dehydrogenase (ubiquinone) B18 subunit (gene ND-B18). Gene Ontology annotation, cellular component: mitochondrion; respiratory chain complex I. The record is from RefSeq and is a predicted model, not a curated record. NCBI's taxonomy places the organism in Eukaryota, Metazoa, Arthropoda, Insecta, Lepidoptera, Bombycidae.
UCAUAAAAUUCCUUAAAAGUUAAACCCAGCUGAUGCUUGCGGUUUGAAGAUUUUUGUGUUAAAACACAGCGUACACUACAAUAAAUAUAACAAAAUAGUAUUUUAACUGGUGACAACUUAAUUCUAUACAUUACCACCAUGGGGCAAAUUAUGGGAGGAUAUCAUGCUCGCUCUGUGGACCUGAAUUCAGACGAUAAUCCUACUUUUGACCCUCAAGCUGGAUUUCAAUACGAAAGAAAACAACGAGAAAUGAUUGCUAAGGAAGAAGAUCUUAUUUCGGCUCGUAUACCCAAUAAAUAUAGAGACUACUGUGCUCACUAUUUACUGGACUAUCAAGUUUGUCGCUAUAAAGAAAUGCCGCUUCUUUAUCGAUGCGCCCAUGAGAAACACAAUUAUUUGAAUUGCGAACAACAAGAUUACGUUUUACGUAUGAAGGAAUUUGAACGGGAACGUCGCCUUAGAGUACGGGAAAAUCGGAUCAGUGCUACUGCCUAAAUAAUUGAAGACAAGUGUAGUUAAUAUUGUUAAAUAUGUAAAUAAAAUCGAUCAGAUUUC